GUUUGCGUGCACUUCAAAAUCUUAAUAUUCAUGUCAAAAUGUAUGAAGAAAUAAUCUAUACAAGAGGUAGUGAUGAUAUAUAAUACACAUUAUAGAACAAUUUAUAUGUAUAUUUUAUACCAUAUACAAAUCUUAUUGUUAAUUCCUAUUUUAGUUAAAAUAAAAAUAGGAAGAUGCUUUCAACGACAAUGCGUUUCAAUCAAGGCAUUGGACUUGUUAGUCUACUUCAUUUCCCGCUGCUACUCUCUUCCUUUUCAUCUUCCUCCACAUUCCGUCCUCUUCUUGUCGGAGCCAGCUCCUCCCGAUCAUCCAUGGCAGCACCGGCGAUGCCAACUCCUCCCGCGGCCAAGAAGAUGGAGCACAAAAUGGAGUUGUUCGGCGAUGUUCGAAUUGACAACUAUUACUGGCUUCGAGACGAUUCUCGCUCCAAUCCUGAAGUUCUCUCUUACCUCCGGCAAGAAAAUUCUUACACCGAAUCCGUAAUGUCUGGUGCGAAAGGUUUGGAAUCGGAGCUGUUUGCGGAAAUCAGGGCACGGAUCAAGGAAGACGAUGUGACGGCUCCGUUGCGAAAAGGACAGUACUACUAUUACGAGAGGACCUCAGAAGGGAAGGAGUAUGUUCAGCAUUGUCGUCGGCCUCUGCCACAUUCUCAAGCUCAGGUUCCACCUUCGGUCAACGAUGUGAUGCCUACUGGGGACGAUAGUCCUGAACAUGUAAUCUUGGAUGAGAAUGUUAACGCUCAAGAACAUGAUUAUUACUCCAUUGGUGCUUUUGUGGUUAGUCCCAAUCACAAAUUGGUUGCUUAUGCGGAGGAUACGAAAGGAAAUGAGAUAUAUACAGUGCAUGUUAUUGAUGCUGAGACUGGAGCUUUGGUGGGUGAGACUCUAACUGGUACGACGUCGUAUAUUGAAUGGGCUGGUGGUUCGGCUCUGGUGUAUAUCACCAUGGAUGCGAUUCUUCGCCCAGAUAAGGUGUGGUUGCAUAAGUUGGGCACAGAACAAUCAAAUGACACGUUACUUUAUCAUGAGAAGGAUGAAACUUUCUCGGUCGAUCUUCAAGCUUCUGAGAGCAAGAAAUUUUUGUUUGUUGCAUCUGAGAGUAAAACAACAAGGUUCAACUUUUACCUUGAUGUUUCAAAGCCUGAAGAUGGGUUGGUGGUUCUUACACCUCGUGUAGAUGGCAUUGAUACAUCUGUCAGCCAUCGAGGGAAUCAUUUUUUCAUUACCAGGCGAAGUGAAGAAUUAUUCAAUUCUGAAUUAGUUGCUUGUCCACGGGAUAAUGUAUCUGAGACAGCACUUCUUAUUCCCCAUAGAGAAAGUGUAAAAAUUCAGGAUGUUCAACUGUUUAUUGAUCACCUCGUUGUAUGUGAGCGUGAGGAUGGUCUACCAAAGAUAACUAUUUAUGGCCUUCCAAAUGUUGGAGAACCACUUAGCGGACUUCAGGGUGGUCGCACCGUUGAUUUUUUGGAUCCUACAUACUCAGCGUAUCCUACAGAAUCAGAAUUUUCUUCCUCCAUUUUAAGAUUCUCCUAUAGCUCAAUGAAGACACCUAGAUCAGUAUAUGAUUAUGACAUGAAGACAGGCAUUUCAGUUUUGAAAAAGAUUGAACCUGUUUUGGGUGGUUUUGAUGUGUCUCAUUAUGUGACUGAGAGGAAAUGGGCCAGUGCUCCAGAUGGCACUCAGAUUCCAAUGUCAAUUGUCUAUCGGAAGGAUUUGGUGAAACUUGAUGGUUCUGAUCCAUUACUACUCUAUGGCUACGGCUCUUAUGAGGCAUGUAUAGAUCCCGGUUUCCAGUCUGCAAGAUUGUCUUUGCUAGAUCGAGGAUUUGUUUUUGCUAUAGCUCACAUUCGUGGAGGUGGUGAAAUGGGUAGGCAGUGGUAUGAGAAUGGGAAGUUGUUGAAGAAGAAAAAUACUUUCACAGAUUUCAUUGCUUGUGCUGAGCAUUUAAUAGCAGAAAAAUACUGCUCAAAAGAAAGAUUGUGUAUUGAAGGAAGAAGUGCAGGAGGGUUACUUAUGGGUGCUGUUCUUAACAUGAGGCCUGAUUUGUUUAAGGCAGCUGUUGCUGGAGUACCUUUUGUAGAUGUUGUGACUACAAUGCUUGAUCCAACUAUCCCGCUCACAACCGCCGAGUGGGAGGAAUGGGGUGACCCUCGAAAGGAGGAAUUCUAUUUUUACAUGAAGUCAUAUUCUCCCGUCGAUAAUGUUAAAGCUCAAAAUUAUCCACACAUUCUUGUUACAGCUGGUCUAAAUGAUCCACGGGUUAUGUAUUCAGAACCUGCCAAGUUUGUAGCAAAACUAAGGGAACUGAAGACUGAUGAUAACACCCUGCUGUUUAAAUGUGAACUUGGUGCUGGGCAUUUUUCGAAGUCAGGGAGAUUUGAGAAGCUCCAAGAAGAUGCUUUCACAUUUACUUUCCUAAUGAAGGCUCUCAAUAUGAUUCCUGUCUAGAAAGAGGUUUGAAGUGUAACCCAUGAAAUUUAUGCAUUUUUUAAGGUGGUGCAAAUAAUUAUUAGGGAUUUCAGUUUAAAUUCCACUCGAGGUUUUCGUUGUAUGGCAAUAUGGUCUGUAUAAUUUUAUUUUUCUUUGCAUUCUAUACCCUACCUUCCCCUAAGAAAUGGAAUUGCAAAAACUAAAAGAUUAUCAAAUAUAGAAAAAUGUCAUUUUAUUGGA
Messenger RNA from Humulus lupulus (European hop), 2669 nucleotides. RefSeq lists its product as uncharacterized. The record is from RefSeq and is a predicted model, not a curated record. Gene Ontology annotation, biological process: proteolysis. Gene Ontology annotation, molecular function: serine-type endopeptidase activity. The transcript is spliced from 10 exons. Gene Ontology annotation, cellular component: cytosol. Bases 174 to 2447 code for a protein of 757 amino acids. Lineage: Eukaryota; Viridiplantae; Streptophyta; Magnoliopsida; Rosales; Cannabaceae.